Messenger RNA from Rhododendron vialii, 1694 nucleotides. Its product is annotated as protochlorophyllide reductase. The transcript has 5 exons. Lineage: Eukaryota; Viridiplantae; Streptophyta; Magnoliopsida; Ericales; Ericaceae. The coding region runs from base 289 to 1494 and encodes 401 amino acids. The record is from RefSeq and is a predicted model, not a curated record. Gene Ontology annotation, molecular function: protochlorophyllide reductase activity.
AAAUAUCACACGAAAUCCAAAACUCAAAGUCUGAUUGGUUGUUUGGAAUUGAAGUGGCAGAAGUCCUCUGCUGAAAUUAUCUUAUCCUCUCAGCCUCUUAUCAUAUCCAAAUGACAGAAACCCAUAUUUUGUCAUAAUUUGUCACCACCUCCUUAUAUACCUGUCCAAUGCACAGAAAGUUCCUCCAGUCACUACCACACUCCCCAUCUUUCUCCUCGUCCAAACAGUCCUCUGCACUACCUUGGAAGAGGAUUUUGAUUGAAACCCACUUCAAAUUUGAAGGUGUCCAUGGCUCUACAGGCUGCUGCUCUGCUUCCUUCUGCUUUCUCCAUUCCCAAAGAGGGAAAGUGCGGUGCAUCUUUGAAGGACUCUACUCCUUUUGGAAUCUCUCUGUCUGACCAUCUCAAAGCUGGAUGCAGCUCUUAUGCUUUGAGAAUCAAGAAGGAAUCACACCAAAGAAAGCUACCCCGCUGGGCUGUAAGAGCACAAGCAGUGGUCACUACUCCGGCAAUUAACCAGGCCACAACUGAAGGGAAGAAAACCCUAAGAAAGGGCAUUGUGGUGAUCACCGGAGCCUCCUCCGGAUUGGGCCUGGCCACAGCCAAGGCCUUGGCUGAAACAGGCAAAUGGCACAUUAUUAUGGCCUGCCGUGACUUCCUAAAGGCCGAAAGGGCCGCCAAAGCCGCUGGCAUUGCCAAGGAGAAUUACACAGUCAUGCAUUUGGACCUUUCAUCACUUGACAGUGUUAGGCAGUUUGUGGAAAAUUUCAAGCGUUCUGGCCGUCCACUCGAUGUGCUGGUUUGUAAUGCUGCUGUGUACUUGCCGACUGCUAAAGAGCCUACUUUUACCGCUGAAGGGUUCGAACUUAGUGUUGGGACUAACCAUCUUGGACACUUCCUCCUUUCGCGGUUGUUGCUCGAUGACUUGAAGCAAUCUGAUUAUCCUUCAAAGCGGCUUAUUAUUGUCGGCUCAAUUACAGGUAACACAAAUACAUUGGCUGGGAAUGUGCCUCCAAAGGCAAACCUAGGGGACAUGAGAGGUUUUGCCGGUGGAUUGAAUGGGCUAAACAGCUCAUCCAUGAUUGAUGGGGGAGAAUUUGAUGGUGCCAAGGCAUAUAAAGACAGCAAGGUCUGCAACAUGCUCACAAUGCAAGAGUUCCACAGGCGUUAUCAUGAGGAAACCGGCAUCACAUUUGCUUCCCUUUACCCGGGUUGCAUUGCCACCACAGGCUUGUUCAGAGAGCACAUCCCCUUGUUCCGGCUCCUCUUCCCUCCGUUCCAGAAGUACAUCACCAAGGGUUUUGUAUCCGAAGAGGAAUCUGGCAAGCGACUUGCGCAGGUUGUGAGCGAGCCAAGCUUAACUAAGUCGGGUGUGUAUUGGAGCUGGAACAAGGACUCCGCGUCAUUUGAGAACCAAUUGUCUCAAGAAGCAAGUGAUGUGGAGAAAGCUCGGAAAGUUUGGGAACUUAGUGAAAAACUUGUCGGCUUGGCCUAAGUGAGAGCGAUGUAAAGAUUAGAUUCUUAACACCGGACUAAUCUUCGUGGUCAAGGAGGGAUUCACUAGAUAUCGGGAUCUUGUUGCGACUUGUGAGUGCAGAAUUUGGCUGUGGGGGUGUGCUUUUGUGAGCAAUUUUGCUAUGUAAAAUGCAGGACCUUUGAGUUGGAGAAAUAAAAUCACUCGCAUUAUUUUUUCUA